Messenger RNA from Prorocentrum cordatum, 191 nucleotides. NCBI's taxonomy places the organism in Eukaryota, Dinophyceae, Prorocentrales, Prorocentraceae. The record is from the annotation of a GenBank genome assembly.
AUGUUCCACAGGAAACCACCCGGGAGGUGCCUCCUGGAGUCGCAGGUUGCCCUCUUCUGUGCUGUUCUUGCCGUCUUCCAGCGCGCGGCCGGUGUUCCCUCUGCUUCCCAGCGCGUUGACAUGGAUCAGCGCGGGGGGACGGCACUGGCGACACAGCGGACCAGGCGCGUGUCGGAGGAGGCAGCGGAUGA